Verticillium alfalfae VaMs.102 is the source of this 5499-nucleotide messenger RNA. Its product is annotated as dopey. Gene Ontology annotation, biological process: Golgi to endosome transport. The transcript is spliced from 5 exons. Gene Ontology annotation, cellular component: endosome; trans-Golgi network. Lineage: Eukaryota; Fungi; Ascomycota; Sordariomycetes; Glomerellales; Plectosphaerellaceae. The coding region runs from base 1 to 5499 and encodes 1832 amino acids. The record is from RefSeq and is a predicted model, not a curated record.
AUGGCCAAUGAGCCAGCUUCGAGCCGUCGCUCCCUAUCGCCAGAGAGCUCGGGUAGAGACUCGCCUCUACCGACCCGACAAUGGCGAAAUCAACUAGGCUCUGCGACAGAGGACGCGCCAUCCAACGACAAAGCUUACCGCAAGUACGCCUCUGGAGUUGAGAGAGCUCUAACCUUGUUCGAAACCGCACUUCAAGAAUGGGCAGACUACAUCUCCUUCCUCAACAGACUUCUACGGGCAUUGCAAGCCCGACACAACUCCAUCACAACCGUACCCUCCAAGGCCACUAUCGCGAAGAGACUAGCCCAGUGUCUCAACCCAACUUUGCCUUCCGGUGUCCACCAAAAAGCCCUCGAGGUGUACAACUACGUCUUUACCACUAUAGGCCAAGAUGGUCUCGCUCGGGAUCUCCCAUUAUACCUUCCCGGACUGGCAUCGACCCUGUCAUUUGCAUCCCUUUCCGUCCGGGCCCCAUACCUUGAUAUCCUCGAAACCCACUUUCUGCGGUUGGAUCCUCGGUCUCUGCGACCAGCAAUGAAGUCAAUCGUGCUGGCACUAUUGCCGGGUCUGGAGGAGGAGACCAGUGAGGACUUUGACCGUACCAUGAAGCUUAUGGAAAGCUUCAAAGUGGCCAUACGAUCCCCAGGGAGUGAAGAACUGACCGACGUGCAUUCGACUGGCGACGAUUUCUUCUGGCAGUGCUUCUUCUUAGCAUCCAUCACCAGCCAUAGCAGAAGAGGCGGUGCAUUGGCAUAUCUCGUGAGAACCUUGCCCAAGCUAGGAGAACCUAUAUCUUCGGCACCCCCCAAGGACGACGGGACCAACAAUGGGGACCAAGCAGACUUGUUUAUUCAGCUCGGACGUAUUGUUACAUCACCGGAGCCGGGUCUACUCCUUCGGUGCUUCGCCGCAGGCUUGGCUGACGAGCAGCUCCUGAUCCAAAGAGGAUUCCUAGACCUCCUGGUCACCCACCUGCCACUGCACUCCAAGGUACUGCAAACCAGGGUCAAGCCUGCCGACCUAGAGCUUCUCCUGCGGGCUGCUUCUGGCGUCGUCAUCAGGAGAGACAUGAGUUUGAACAGGAGACUUUGGGCAUGGUUCCUGGGCCCCGAUCCCCCGGCAGCCGACAACGAAAGCACCGUCGAAUCUCCGCUGUCAGUCGAGCACCCACAAUCCUACCUCACUUCCAAAACGAGCUACUUUGAAGAUCACGGGCUCCAUUCCUUGACUCAGGCAUUACUGGCUAUGAUCCAGGCAUCCUCAGACGCAAGUCCAACGGAGAGAGCUCGGCCCUACAGGAUAUGCCUUUCGCUGAUGGACCGCUGGGAGAUUGGAGGGCUUGUCGUGCCUGAAGUCUUCUUGCCCAUCGUCGAUAGUGUCCGCCAGUACAAGAGUCAGUCCUCCAACAAGAAUGACUUCAAUGAGGUUUUCAAGAGUGCCAGUGUCUUCUUUGACGGCGUCGAAAGUGGCCUCAUCUAUGGUGAGAUGGUUAGCCUGCUGGCGCAAGCAAUUGGUCCCAGUAGUCUCUCCACAGCUCAGCGACUGGAUAAGCUGGACCUCGUCACUUUCAUACUCGCAAAUUUCAACAUUAGGGAGGAGGAAAUGAUAACCAUACACGCACCUCUAACCGCCCUCAGCAUCCUCUGCAUGUUGGAGGAUGCUCAAGACAGACAGAACAAUCCAGAUCAGGCGACGCUGCGACUCGAAGCGGUCACCGAGAGGAUCCUAGAAAUCGCCCUGUCACUUUUCGAUCUUAUUCCCGACAGGGCUUUUCCGACGCAGGACAAACCAGCAAGGACAAUGGAAGCCGCUGUGUUGGUUUCAUUGCCUGUCAUCGAGCUCUUGAAGCGCAUCAAGGCCUUCUACGUCAACGACCAGGGAAGUCUGGAUGCCGCUAACGCUCCUUUCACUCCAGUGGAAGUAGGUGAACUGCUUGUUCGAAAAUCGGGCAGGCUUAUUUGCGAAGGGUUGUCUACCACCAGCCUGGAGCUAGGAACCAAGGGAAGGCUUCUUACUGCGUUGCUUGUGAAGACCUCGGUUCGCUACGAGCUUGACACAGCUCAGAUCUUGUCAUGCCUACACGCACGGCUUGCCCAAGACACUGGCCUCCCCUUUUCCUCCUUCAAUUCUGUGGUACAUCUGUCGAGCCACUUGUAUUUUGCCAAAAGGACAUCCUUGGAAGACCUAGCUGAUCUCGUGGCACCAAUUGUUCGGCACGCGUGGACUUAUCUCGCAGUCUCGGAGCCCAAAUUUCACGUCGAAACGGUCCGACUCCUGUGGCAACUCCAGUCAGUGCUUUCGCCUCAAAGCCGCGAUAUCGAAGCCACUUUAUCGAAACUGAUUACUGAGAAAGACACGCAAGGGGCGUUUGCGGCACGUCGAGCCGACCCUGGCCGCAGAUUCUCUGUUUUGUGGUCUCAUACCCUCAAUGACUCCCAGUCAGACCGAAGGGGUUCGAGGACACCCACCCUAGAAAAGCUGCCACUUCCUCGACUCAGCGGCGCUGACCAUUACGAUGUGAUGCUGACGAGGCCUCUGCUCCUGAUGCUUGACGCCUUACUCGAUGAGCGCACGCAGCUCUUCAUGACUGUCAAGUCUUGGUUAAAUAGCCUAGUAGGCAUCGACAAGCUCUUUCUCGUUUUUGUUGCCAAAUUCUCUGCCAUGAGCUUCCUUGGAGCACGUCGCAGUGCGGGUGGCAAUGUGGGGACGGACAAUUCACCUGCCUUCACUGAUGGUGACGACCUCGACACAUGUCUAUACUACUCGACCUUCGGACAUUGUCAAAUGUUUUUCGUUGGGCCCCUGAUGCCAUCUGGUCGAUUUUGGGUUCAUCUACUCUCAAUCCCAAUGCCAGUCGACCAGAAAUCGCGCGCAUCGAUCCUCCUCAAUCCAUACGCGGAGUCUCUGUCAAGCCUACAUCUGGAGGAGCCCCUCAUCGAGCGGUUGUCCCAGUCUCUUACAGGGCCUGACCCGUACGUUCAGGUGCUUCUUUUGGAUGUCGUUUUUGCGACGCUGAAGAUAAGACAUCACGUUCCACCUGAACUGCCCACAUCGCCGACGUCAGAAAAGGGCAAACUGAGCGUCGAACCGAACAGGGGCCCUCGAUCUUCUAUGCAACAUGAAGAAGGACCACGCAUCCUGUCUCCUCCGCCAUCACUUCUAAAGUGUCUACAAUCCGGCUUGAGUGCCACGAGCAGUCGCAGCGUGCUCGACAGCUGGGUCAGCUUCCUCACAGAGUGUCUCCCACUUUACUCGGAUACAAUCUUCCAAGUUCUUAUUCCUCUGGUCGAGACGCUGUGUAAGCAAGUCUCGGCUACAUUUGAUAACUUGCAGACCACAUUCAGAGAUGCGCACAGCGUGGCCUCUGAUGAGUGGAAUGCGCCCGAAUCAACCCUCAUAUCACUGCUGAACGCACUCGAGCAGGUCCUAGCCCGCGGACACGAGCGCCUCCUGGCUGAAGAGGCCAGGACGCAAGUGGUCAAGGGACCGGACCAACAACAAGGGUUCUUCGGAAACAUGGUUUCUGGCGUCUUCGCAUCAGACGGAUCACAUUCGCGUAGCGUAACAGCCAAUGACCGGCUCACUGUGCACCUAGCUUUCCAAGAUGCGGUGCGCAUUUGUUUCACCAUCUGGUCUUGGGGCCAAGGAGCAGAUGUCAGGGCGCAAGACAUCACAUCCGUCUCGUCUUUCAACUAUACGUCUCUGCGGAUGCGGAACAGGGCACGACGUCUCUUGGAGCACCUCUUUGCGGCAGAGACGCUCGAGUGCCUGGAAACAGCCAUUGGCAUCUGGCGCGCCUCCAUCGAAGUAUCUGCAGUAGCACAGCAGUCCGAGGUUUUCAAGCUUCUGCCGGCCCUCGACGGUUCUCGACCUCGGCAUACCAUACCGGCGAUCUUCAAUGCAAUCUACAGCAGGACUAAUCCUCAGGCUCUCGAUCCAGCCAGGAGGUCAACACUCACUAUUUCUCUGCAAGAUACCGAUCUGGUCACCUUUCUCGUGGAGUAUGCCCGCUCGCUCGAGGACGACGCAAUGGACGAGAUCUGGCAGGACUGCAUGGCUUUCCUCAGAGACUUACUUGCCAAUCCUUUUCCGCAUCGGCAGACCCUUCCCAGCCUACUUGAAUUCGCAGCUAUACUUGGUGAAAAGGUCGACAAUACCAACUUUGGCGAGCAGCGGAAGAUGCGUCGUGAGCUUGGCGACCUGUUCCUCCGUCUAUUGACGGCCAUCUUCACCACAAAACCCAUGUCAUUUGCCGAAACAGCCUCGGACAAGGGUGACAAGUCCCGAGACAUCAGUCGGCGAACAACCAUGAACAGUCUUGAUAGAGCCGAGGAUGUGGUCGCUAUACUAGCCUCGAUCGUCCCGACCCUGCCCAAGGUUUUGGUUGAAAACGACCGUGUUCUCUCAGCGGCGGGCACGAUCGCCGCCAACGUCAUUGGCCCGGCUUUUCGAGCAAAGGGUUUCCCCGAAACGGUCACCCACAGCACUCUCGAGCUGCUGCAAGAACUGGCCAGGCUACCCAACAACCAGAAGACGUGGAAGAAGGAUGUUGGCGAUGCUUUCAAUGACGGCAGAUUCUUCGGUACCGGUCUGCCUUUAGUGCAGAGUGAUUGGUUGCCCCUGCUGCGUCAAUGGACUCUGAGUGACAAGGACCGCAUGCCUGACAUCUUGGCUCGCAUCAGCCCCCCUACGACUGCAGGUAUCGUAUUCGGCGUCGGUGCGACAUCUGCCAGGCUCGAGGCCGACAGGAAGACACAGCUCAAUCUGCGCAGGGUAGCUACUCUCGUGCUUGCGGCUAGCGAAGACACCUUUGUGUCAGAUCUACCUACAAUCUUGGAGAAAUUGGUAGAGCUGCUGGGUGCCACUUCGACAUCGUCUCCGUCCUCUAGCACUAGGUCAGAUAUUUUCAUGGUUGUGCGAGCCUUAGUCCUGAAGACGAGCGCCAUUCAUCUCGCCAUGAUGUGGCCGAUCAUCAACGCGGAGCUACACUCUGCCAUUUCGUCCGUCGUAGCACCCGACCACAGCUCAGCAUCGGAAACGUACAACAACAUAUCCAUUCUCCAGGCGUGUAAACUACUCGAUCUCCUCAUUUGCGUCGCGCCAGACGACUUCCAGCUGCACGAGUGGUUGUUUAUCACGGACACGAUUGACGCCGUCUACCGAGCCUCCAACUACCAGCCCGUCGCCUUGGUCGACGAGCUCUCAGAAGAGUUGGGCCAGGUCGCCGCCAACUCGGCUUUCCACAACGAGUCGGCGGCGCAUCUAGCCGCCAGCAGCUCGCACAGACGGCCUCUUCUUGGCGCGGGCGGCAUCAAGGACGAGGUGACGAUCGACCGUAAGGACGAGCUCGUGGCCAAGAUUCUGCGACCCUUUUUCGGCCAGCUCAGCAUAUUUGCGUUUGAAUCUACAUAUGCGAUGGCUCCGCUAGACUUGGAGUUUUGCAUCGAGGGACUGCUCAAGGACGUGUUUGAUGAACGCACCAUUGUACGGGCAUUGUAG